Molecule: messenger RNA, 1095 nt
Organism: Ectocarpus siliculosus
Lineage: Eukaryota; Phaeophyceae; Ectocarpales; Ectocarpaceae
Source: the annotation of a GenBank genome assembly
AUGGCCUCGAUUAUCACCGAAGGACACGUCAGUGCCAAUAUUCUGUCUUUUGGCGAGAAAGAUUUCCUUUUCACCGGAACAGUCUGCAGGGCAUGGCGACAGAACUCCGUGGAAACGUACACCGGAGCGGGAGCAGCAGUCGAAAGCACAUCUAGAUUACAGGAAGCCGUUGAAUACGGCGUCAACCCCCACCUGGCAUCGUUUCAUUCAUUGGAUGACGGCGCCAGCAUAGCUGUCAUCCGGAAACUAAACGAAAGCUAUUGCUUCUGGGAUCAGUUCGACAUAGAGCGUGCCGCGCAGCACGGGCGCGUCGACGUCCUGAUGUUUAUGCGCGAGAAGGGGUACCCAGCCGACGAGCGGGUGCUCCACUCCGCCGUGCGGUACAAUCAACAGGAAGUUGUCAAGUACCUCCUGGGGGUCGGAUGCCCAAUUGACAAGACCGUCAUCGAGUGGGGAUUCGGUCCCUAUAUCGUCGACGAACUGAAGAUGCGGUCGAUGGAGGUUGCUAUCUCCGAGGGGAACUUGACGAUGGUCAAGAUCCUGCGCACCGUCGACUACCCUUUCAUCGACAACAGCUUCGUGUUCGCGUGCGAUACUCAAAACACUGAAAUACUAGAGUAUCUCAUUCAGGAGAAAUGCCACGUGCCACAAGGUCUCUUCCGCGAAUCGGUUGAACUCCGUAGUUUCUUUACGCUUGCGUUUUUGAUCGACCACAAGUUGCUGGUGGAUGAGUGGGAUCUGUGGGGAUGCAUCAUGGAUGACGGCGAUGACAUGAUGGUGUUCUUGCUCGAAAAAGGCAUCAUCCCGACAGACGACGACGUUGACUCGGCGAUCGCCGCCGGCAAGCUUGGCACCGCCAAGUUUUUGACGAAGGAGUACUCUUGUCGGCCCACGCCGUUGGCGUACAUGAUCGUAUUCGACAACAUAAUGUGCGACUGCCACUACGUCAUGUACCUUGACUGGCUGCACGACGACAUGCACUGUAGCAUUGGGUUUUCGUCUCCCGAGGACAUGUACGAAGACCCUCAGGGAGCUUUCGUGCUUGAUAAUUGCAGCAGUACCAUCGAGGAUUGGUUUGUGGAGAGAAUUGGAUAA